AUUUGGUAAGCGUGUGAAUAUCGGCGGAUAGGCGGUUUUGGUUUGUCUGUCCGUAGUUUUGAUUAUUGUAUUGGUUUGUUUUUUCUUCUGCUGGUUUCUUUAUAUUAGAACUGCGCAUCUCUGUACACAAUGGCAAAACGUUCUCUACUUCAGCAUGAAGCUCCAGACUGGGACCCAAUGAGUACUGAUUAUUAUGAUCCCAAUUUUAAUAAUUAUGCUCAUGGUCCAGGUUCAAGACUGGAUCGCCAAUUGCAACCUUGCUACACCAGAUUGGAAAGAGAAAAUUCCGUGUUCAAAUUACAUGUAAUGAACAUUCCUGCCCAGUUAUCUGAGAAUGGUAUUAUAAAUGUUUUCCUGAAUUUUGGAGAUCCAUUGGAUGUAUACAGGCAUCCUCCAGGUUAUGGUCCUGGUUGGGCAUUUGUUUCAUAUGCAACUCAGAGGGAGGCAGAACUUGCUAUCCGAGAACUGAACAAUGCACCACCAUUUUACUUUAGAGUGCAGUUUGCCCGCAGUGCAGCUGAGAAAGAACGCAUUCGUAAAGAACGAGAAGAUGAUGAAUUAUUGAGAAGAGUUUUGGAUUCAGAACCUUAUCCAGUGCAGUCUGAAAGAAUUCCAUUUGUUCCCUUCAACAGGGGCCUUGGGCGAGGUCGUGGAAUUCCAUUGCCACGGCAAAUGGGAGCCGGGUGUCGUCCAGGAAAGUUUGAACAACUCGUUUUGCACAGUGAUGACUCCUUGAAUGGGGAGGAUGCCGAUGAAAAUAUGAGUUACUUCUCACCCCAUGUGCCUGGAAUGUAUGAUGAAACAAACAGGAUGAUUAUGCAGAAAGGAGGAAACCUUGUUGCAAAUUCUCCAAAUGGUCGACGUUGGGUUUCCAUGGGUCGUGGAUAUUUUCCAGCAAGGAUGGUGGAGCCACAUCCUGUUCCAUUCAUCUACAGUCCUUUGAUCCCCCACCAGACAUGGGAGAGUGAAAGACCUUCAGUAGAAACACGUUAUGAGAUUGAGAUUAAGACCUAUACAAAAGAUGAGAGGCAUUUGCUAGCAGAAUCAAUAGAACGGAUGUAUGAACGAGAGUAUAAUGGCUGGUAUGAGUAUGGUCAGAUGGUGGACAUGACUGGGAAAUAUGGAAAAUGUUCACACUGUGAAAGGAAGACAACCCAAUACUGCCAGCGUUGUUGUGAGUGGUAUUGUAGUCGGGAAUGUCAGGUGAAGGACUGGCCACGCCACAAGACAAAUUGCGUUCCAAGAUCAUCUGUGAGUGAUUUUCCAAAAUUGCCUGGCUCACAGGAGAAUUAUGGUUCAGCCAAAUUCUCUGAAAGAAAACAAAGACAGGAGAGAAAUGAUACACACCAGGACAGUGAGCAGAGUGGACACAAUAUUUCUGGUGGUGUUGGAUGUAGUGACAGUCAGACCCAGACACAUUUUUGCAGAGAAGAACAAAGCAGGACAAGUUCCAAGAAGAGUCACUCUAAACAUCAUCACGAUGGGCAGAAUGUAAAUGAGCAUCGUAAUAGUCCAUUCACCAGUAAUAAUAAAGACAGGCUGAGAUCAAGUAAUAGCUGUAUUGAGGCUCAGACUGUAGCUGGAGAAGGAAAGAAGAAAAGUGUGAAUGAAAGACUUCGUAUUGGACCUCAGAUGGAAAAAAGUGGAAUCUCUCCCAAGAUGCAUCAAGAUUCUGGAGUUGUCGCCUCAUCUGUAGAUACUGGACCAGUACAAAAAACAAUUGAACCACUGGCAGAAAGCAGAUCGAAGAUAUCAGUUGUCAGUAAAGACACUGUCCCUGCAAGAGCAGGUGAUGCUGUUGCCGUGAAAACUCCAGGUGCUGAAGUGUCGAGGGCUGUUAGCAAGACAGAGGCUUCAGAUUUAAGAGAUUCCACUGUCAUUGGCAGCAGCAAGUGUGAGGAGCUGUCAAAAGACAGAUUUACAAAGGUGAGGGUGACGGUCAGUGUUGGACCUACGGAAUACUGGGUGCAAACUGUGGACUCAGAGGCAAAAUUUGUGGACAUCAUGAAAGUUUUGUAUGAAGCACAUGAAAUGUUCCCAUGUGACCUUCAAGUUGGUGCCAUGUGUGCAGCAUCUUAUGAAGGUCUUUGGUACCGAGGCAAAGUGACAAGUGUAAAACCUGAAUUAAAGGUAUUCUACAUUGACUUUGGGAAUGAAGAAGUAUGCACUCCUGAUGAAGUGAAGGCCUUGCCUCCACCAAUCAUGGAUAUUCCUCCUCUGGGACUGAGAAUCAAGCUUGCUGAAGGAACGUCAGAAAAAUACAGAAUGCUGAAAGUAGAUGACAUGAUUUUUAUAAAGCCUGUGGAAGAGACUUCCGAUGGUGCUAUUCUGGUUCAUGUUGAGGGAGAAUUAUACAAGCCUGUUGCUGCACCUCUGCUGCAAAUUUCAACACCACCUGUUGAUUCUGUACAGUUGAAAGAUGCCCAGGAAAAAGGUCCUUUACCACAACCAAAGCAGGAUAUAGAAAUCGUUCACGUUAAGGGGCACAAACCUAGCUUUGCAGUUGAUGGUUUGAAAGUGAAAACACAAGGUGGUGGCCAGUUCAUACAGCACCUGAUUGGUGGAGAUUUUACUGCUACAAUUGUGUAUCCUGAAAUCAAAGAGAAGUUUGUCAAGUUAUUUGGAGAGCUGCAAAAGGCAUGUGAGAGUGCUCCAGUAGAUAAGAACUACAAACCUAAUGUUGGAGAUAUGGUUGGAGCUUUUGCCAAAGUUGGAGUUACAGAAGAAGAUAAUACAUGGAAUAGAGCUUACAUUCUGUCUUUUGGUAGUUCUGGCCACUACCAGGUCAGUUUCUGUGAUGUGGGAUGUAUAGGCAAUGUGAAAACUGUGAAGAAACUGCCUGAAGAUUUGGCAUCGAUUCCAGAAUUUGCAGCUAGAUGCAGUGUUAUUAGCUGUACGAAACCCACGGAGAAACUGUGGUCUCCCGAGACCAGGAGGUUCUUGUUCACAGUGGAAAGUGUGAAUGAAGUUCAGAAGACAGUGACAUGUGUUCUGCAAUCAGUUACUGGUGAAGAAAUUUGCAAGGCUGUGCUGAGACGUUGGGUUCCAAGUAUAGAAGAUGAGGGGCUGAAGAGUGUUGAAAUAAAGAAUAAUGAUAUUGUUGUCCUUCAGGUGUUUUUUAAUCAGAAAUCGCUAUUCAUACGUCCUGCAUCAAGCAGUGCAAAAGAGGUGUACUCUCAGUUAAUUCAGGAUGUUGGCCUACACUGCAUAAAAGCACCAGAGUUGGACCACCUGCCUUCCAAAAAUGAGAUGGUUGCCUGCCAGUUUGCGCCAGAUGGGAACUAUUACAGGGCCCAAGUCCUUGAAGUCAAAGAUGAGGUUGUGGAAGUGACCUAUGUUGACUUUGGUAAUAUGGUUAGUGUUACCAAAGACAAGCUGAAACCUCUUCCUGAUGAUCUGAAAAGGAUUCCAUGUCAGGCAGUGAAAGUGACUCUGAAGGAUGUUGUUGCUAAACCUCUGACACCAGAAACAAAUGACUUCUUAUCAAAGUUGAUUGGCGGAGAAGUUGAAAUGAAACUGAUUAUGGCAGAAUCACACAAAGAUGGGGUUCAGCUGAUCCUUCCAGACAGUUCAUGCCUAAAUGAUGUGAUAAACACAAUGCUGAAGCCUGAUAAAAGUCUCACAGAAUGGAAAAUCUUCAUGGAAGGUGAUAUUAAAUACUUGGAGUUGCCCAUCGGCAAGACCAUAGACUUCCUUGUUCUUCAUAAAAUGAAUAGUGUGACUCUCAUGGGCUGUGAAGCAAAUGAAGAAAUUAUGGUGUAUGUCCAUACCACCAUGACUAAGGAAAUUAACAGUUACUGCAAUUCCACUAAAGAGAAAUCUUAUGUUCCAAGAUAUUCUGAACUUUGUUUUGCCAGAUAUGAAGAUGGAGUAUGGUACCGUGCCAUGUGCCUUGAAGAACAUUCUUCAAAAGAAAACAAUAUAAUAUUCUUAGAUUUUGGCAACAUGGCUUAUAUUGACAAGACACGUAUUCGUAAGAUGGUACCAGAAUUUGUUGAAACUCCAGCUGUUGCUCUCUUAUGUUCAAUGAAAGGAAUUGAUAAAAACUCAUCUGAGACACUGAAGAAGCGUGUAGAUGAGUUGAUUCAAGUGAACAAAAUAUACAAGGCACAUGUUGUAUCAUGCCUUGAACCAGGAAACUACGUCAUAGAGUUUCCCCAUAUUACAGAAGUACUAAUCAAGGAAAACCUGCUUCCAUCAGAAAAGUAAGUGGAAAUGGAGGCUGGAAAUGAUGGAGAGAGAAGGUGGAAUCACCCAUGCAUUGUUGGUCUGUGUGUCUCAGUUUUGUUGUUAUAUUUUAUUAAAAUAUGUCCCAAUCCAUUUUAGUCAUAGUCUUUAAUGACAGUGAUAAGGCCUUGACUGAUUCUGAUUAUCUUGUAAUAGAAAAUGUCUGUACAAUAUUGAUUAUUCAAGUCUACAUUAAUAUCUGUUCUCCCCAUAAAUGAAAAUGCUAGUCACUGUCUCAUCAUUGGUGACAAGUAAAUUUGAUAAUUAGUGUUGCAUGUAAACCUAAAUGUCACAUGCAUUGACAUGAUCUGUCAGAGACAUAACAGUUGUUUGUAAUUUAUACACAUUCCAUUCUUUAAGUUGUAGAGAGACUGCAGUUUAAAUA
Messenger RNA from Cryptotermes secundus, 4612 nucleotides. RefSeq names its product tudor domain-containing protein 1. Lineage: Eukaryota; Metazoa; Arthropoda; Insecta; Blattodea; Kalotermitidae. The coding region runs from base 130 to 4209 and encodes 1359 amino acids. Gene Ontology annotation, molecular function: RNA binding. The transcript has 26 exons. The record is from RefSeq and is a predicted model, not a curated record.